AUGGAGAAUUUUAAACUUUUUAGUUAUGGGUUUAUACAUUUUAAUAAUGUACAAGAAAAAGACAAUUUCUUUUACAGUGUAAGAGGAGCUAAAUUUAAAAUUGAAGAGGAGAAAAAUAUUACUGUUAAAUUUCAACCUAUCAAGAGAAAGAGUAACGAAUCUCUUCAUAGCGAAUACCGUAAUAAACCUGGUUCUACUUGGCAACCAUAUUAUAACCUUUAUGAUGAUAGUUCCCAUUUCAUCAUUGUUCUUUGCCUUCCUUCUAUUACAAAUAAGGACGAAAUCAAAUUAUUCACGGAAGGCGAAGAAAAUAUAAUAAUUUCCGGAGAAUAUAAAGAACUCGAUUUUGCAGGAAGCAUUUUAAAAAAAUCGAUACCGGUCGGCGAUUUCGAAUAUGUUAUAACAUUACCAUCAAAAAUUGAAUUAACUAGUAAAGUAAAAAUAGAAAAAAUAGAAAAUUCAAAUAUGUUUAAAUUUGUAAUAAAAAAAUCACAAGAAAAUAAACGAAUAAAGCUUGAUGUUGAAUAA
Messenger RNA from Rhizophagus irregularis DAOM 181602=DAOM 197198, 528 nucleotides. RefSeq lists its product as uncharacterized. The record is from RefSeq and is a predicted model, not a curated record. NCBI's taxonomy places the organism in Eukaryota, Fungi, Glomeromycota, Glomeromycetes, Glomerales, Glomeraceae.